Messenger RNA from Rhododendron vialii, 716 nucleotides. RefSeq names its product auxin-responsive protein SAUR21-like. NCBI's taxonomy places the organism in Eukaryota, Viridiplantae, Streptophyta, Magnoliopsida, Ericales, Ericaceae. Gene Ontology annotation, biological process: response to auxin. The coding region runs from base 229 to 537 and encodes 102 amino acids. The record is from RefSeq and is a predicted model, not a curated record. The transcript has a single exon.
AAGAAAGCAAAGCCAUGUGAUUGUUCAUUUGAUAAUGUCUCUCUGUAGACCCCAUCCUAAUUCCCCUUCACCACUCAUUCUAGUUUUCAUACAUUUUCUACAUACCAUUGAUCUCUAUAAAAACAUAUCAGUAAGUCCAAAACCAACACAAGCUUCAAAUUCUUCACUUGUUCUGCAUAUCCUCAACUCUUUUUCUGUUUGUUAAGUGGGUUAUACUAAUUGAAAACAAUGGCUAUUCGCAUGCCUCGAAUUAGUCAUGCCAAACAAGUCCUUCGCUGGUCUUCACUGACAGCAACAAACAAAGCAGCUUCAUCAUCAUCAGCAGAUGUUCCAAAGGGUCAUUUUGCAGUUUAUGUUGGAGAGAGCGAAAAGAAACGAUUUGUGAUCCCGAUAUCAUACUUGAACAAUCCUUCUUUUCAACACUUGUUAAGUCAAUCUGAGGAAGAAUUUGGGUUUGAUCAUCCAAUGGGUGGUCUUACUAUUCCGUGCAGAGAAGACUUCUUCAUAAAUCUUACUUCUCGAUUGGGUGGAUUAUGACUCUUUGAUAGAGGACACUUAUUAACAUAUUUAGCAGACAUGAUUUUGUAAAGCAAUAGUAACAUAUUCAUUGUUCAAGUCUAUUAUCUCCCUUUGUUAACACAAAGAGAUUCAGUCUUGAGAAAAGGAAGAAAUGUCCCAUUUAAUGGCAAAAGCUUCAUAGCUAUGAAUUUUUUUUC